Molecule: messenger RNA, 1303 nt
Organism: Misgurnus anguillicaudatus (oriental weatherfish)
Lineage: Eukaryota; Metazoa; Chordata; Actinopteri; Cypriniformes; Cobitidae
Product: taste receptor type 1 member 1-like
Biological process (GO): G protein-coupled receptor signaling pathway
Cellular component (GO): plasma membrane
Molecular function (GO): G protein-coupled receptor activity
Source: RefSeq, a predicted model, not a curated record
AUGUAUUUCCCAGGGAACCCUUAUACCUGUUAUCCAUGUGCCGAGAGUGAAUGGUCUGAUGAGGGCAGCACAACAUGUAAGAGACGUUCUGUCGUCUAUCUUCAGUUCACAGAAAUCUCCUCCAUUCUUGUCAUAUUUUCUACUGUAUGUCUGAUUACUCUGCUCAUUUUCAUCUUUUGUCUGUUUGCCUACAAUUAUAACACACCAGUGGUGAGAUCUGCUGGUGGCAACAUGUGUUUCCUUAUGUUAGGGUGUUUAGUAAUGUCUAGCAUAAGUGUGUUCUUUUUCUUUGGACAACCCACAUCUGUACAUUGUAUCCUAAGAAAUUUCAUGUUUUUCUUUUUUUUCACCAUCUGUCUAUCCUGUUUAACCGUCCGUUCCUUUCAAAUUGUCUGUGUAUUUAAAAUGGCUGCAGGGUUCCCUAUAUUGCACAGUUUGUGGGUAAAGCACAAUGGCCAGUGGCUCUUCAUUGUGUUUUCUACUUCUGUUCACUUUAUUUCAUGUGUAUUAUGGGCAACUGUCUCACCUGACCAUCCCGUCAAGGACUUAUUGACUUUUAAUGACCAAAUUAUGCUGAUUUGUGAAAGGAGAAACACUGUAACCAUGAGCCUAGUUUUGUUCAUAAGUUGGUUUCUUGGUUUCCUGUGCAUUUCAUUUUCUUACAUGGGAAGAGAUCUGCCAAAAAGUUACAAUGAGGCCAAAAUAAUAACCUUCAGUUUACUUUUGUACUAUCUCAGCUGGAUUACAUACUAUACAAUAUAUCUAACUUUUAAAAGCAAAUAUGUCCUGCUUUUGAAUGCGUUUGCCCAAAUAACCAGCAUAUAUGGAAUUCUCUUCAGCUAUUUCAUACCAAAAUCCUACAUCAUGUUGUUUCAACCAAAGAAGAACACUGCUGCAUACUUUCAAACAACUAUUCAGAAUUACACCCAAACCAUUAGUAGAAGUUAAAACACACCAAUGAUGCAAUGAUUGCAUUUAGUUGCUACAGUAUAAGGUAAAAUGGACAUUUGGCAAAAAUCAGUUAUUGGACAUUUUAGCAAGUUUUUUCUCCUUGAUAGGUACACUGCUUAGUAGUUGUUUCUAAAUUUAAAAGUAAUCAUUGUCUGCAUUUAUAGUCAUAACAAACUUAUUAUUAAAUGAUGAUGUAUAAUUUAAUUUAUUUAGAGUUUUGUAUAGUGAAACGUUUGUUGACCACAAUCAAAAUAUGUUAUUCCUGAUGCAGUUUAUUUCAAAGUAGUGAGAGGCUGAAGUUACUAUAUUGCUAAAGAUAACUCAUUGUUUUCCACUAUGUUAAAUAUAUGCA